This is a messenger RNA of Vittaforma corneae ATCC 50505, 1341 nucleotides long. RefSeq lists its product as uncharacterized. The transcript has a single exon. The coding region runs from base 1 to 1341 and encodes 446 amino acids. The record is from RefSeq and is a predicted model, not a curated record. Lineage: Eukaryota; Fungi; Microsporidia; Nosematidae.
AUGGACAUGAAUCUUCUCGACAUUGCCGAGAUACAGUCCCUUAUUGGAGUAAGUGAAGAACUCACAGAAAAUGUCAUGCACAGGAUUAGAUCUCUACCGCCCUCGCGCGCAUUUCUCUCAAUAUACAACAUCCUCCUAAUUGAGCGAUUCGAAAGCACACUACCUUUGAUAGAAAAGGUAAUGGCAGAAAAGAUCGAUCUGGACUUUCUUAGACUACUUCAAAGCUCCAGGUUCUAUCUGCACAGAAUGGCUGUUCCUCUCCUUGUCAAGAACCUGUCCUUUGCCGAGAAGAAGUCUAUUCUAAAAAUUAGCUUGAAAGACGAAAUUUGUGAAGUUGUGAAAAGGACGGUGUUCUCGAUACGAGAAAGCAAUCCGUUCGAUGCAGAGGAGCUGCUGGAGAUCGCCCUGGAUCUGUUCAAGAGCAAGUACACAAUGGUCAAGAUCCUCUGUGUCGACAUUUUGGCGAUGCUGGGUGAAAGCAGCUUUCUAUUGAUUGAUCUGAUCAAAAGCACGAACUGGAGGAUGAGAUUGAAGGUGGCGUCCAGAAUAUCGGAAUUCAGCCAGGGCGACCAGGAGAAGAUCACCAGCGAGCUGAUCUCGGAUCCGCUGGACGAGGUGAGGAUUGAGCUGGCCAGACAUCUUACGAGUCUGAGCUACACACAGCUGCUAGACGAUCCAAACGAGCUUGUGAGGGGAAACUAUCUCAGAGGCGUUCUAGACAAGAUUGAGGACGAGGCUGUGCUCAGAAAAAUGCUGGAAGACAGCAGCUGGGAGGUGAGAAAGAGACUGCUGGGGCUCAAGGGAGAGAUGUUCAAGAAGAUCACCAUUCCCCUGAUACGAAACAAGACGGAGAAUGUGCCGUGGAGAGACAAGUACGAGAUAUUCUGUCUGGUUGAGGAGAAGGUCUCGGACGAGUUUACCUCAAAGCUGCUCAUGGUGUUUCUACUGAAGCAUAUUAGAGACAAGGUCUGGGAGGUGAGGCAGCAGGCGCAGCGUAUCUUGGUCAAAAUAGUCCAGCUACACUCCUGGAUAGAGGAGUAUUUCUACGAGCUGGAGAGUCUUGCUGCCAGCCCAAACUAUCUCCACCGGAUCAGUGUUGUCCCGGUAGUCGUUGAAUAUGACCUGCGCUUCAAAACGGAUCUUGGGCGCAAGCUAAAGGAGGAUGCAGUGGCCAAUGUGCGAGAGCGCUUUAAGGACUACUGCGACGCAAGGGGGAUCAAGAUGGACUAUCUGUCUGGCUACGAUGAGGCGGGCUUUGACACCUCGUUUGCCGACUCGCCCCUAGACACUGUCCGGUCCGAGCAUAAUAGAAAGGACCAGAACGACAGCUACUUCGAAUAA